CAUGCCGGGAACAGUACCCCCGGUCUCGGUCUCGUUGCGACGGAGUGGAGCCGGUGAGAGGGCAUGACAAUGGAGAACAUGGAAGGAGUGCUCUCAAGACUGCUAGUUGCAGACAACAAUGUCAUCCAACAGGCGACGGAGGAGCUGAAGCGACUGCUGCAGGCGCCCGGCGCCGUGGAGCAGCUGUGCGCCGUGCUGGGCCGCUCGUCCAGCCCGCAGGUGCGCCAGUACGCGGCCGUCAUACUGCGCAAGCGGCUGGCCAAGGCGCGCCAGUGGGCCAAGCUCGGCCAACAGUUUCAGGACAGCCUGAAACAGGAGAUUCUGCGUGUGCUGGCCGCCGAGCGGGAGCGCUUCAUCAAGAACUCGAUCGCCCAGCUGGUGGGCACCGUGGCCAAGCACGAGCUGCCCGGUAACAAGUGGCCGACGCUGCUGGAGUUUCUGUCGCAGACCAUGCUGUCCGAGAACUUGCCGGACAAGGAGCUGGGCAUCUACACGCUGAGCAUCAUCAGCCAGAGCUGCGCCGAGCAGCUGCGGCCCCACAUCGGCACGCUGCUGUCGCUGUUCGCCGCCCUGCUCGGCACGCAGAGCCCGGCCGUCCACUUCUACGUGAUCCAGGCCAUGACCAACCUGACGCCGGUGCUGGGCACGGACGAGCUGGCCGGCUUCCAGUCGCUGCUGCCGGCUGUGCUGACCUCGAUUGGCGGCCUCGCGCGUGCCGACGAGGAGCAGGCGGCCGAGGCGCUGGACCUGGUGGACGCGCUGGUGGACCAGGAGGUGGCGCUGCUGCUGCCGCACGUGCCGGCCGUGGUCGAGCUCUGCCUCCGGCUGGCGGCGGACACCGAGCUGGGCGAGCCGCUGCGCUGCAAGGCGCUCCACUGCGUGGACUGGCUGACGCGGCUGAAGAAGAAGGUGAUCACCAAGCACAAGCUGGUGGAGCCCAUCCUGGCCGUGGUUGUGCCCAUCCUGUGCACGCGCACCGACGAGGAGGAGGAGGAGAACGAGCUGAGCGAGGAGAGCAACAGCGUCGUCACCGCCUCCACGCGGCUCAUCGACUCGCUGGCCAUCAACCUGCCGCCGGAGAAGCUGCUCACGCCGCUGCUGCAGCACGUGCAGCAGCUGCUGACCAGCAAUGACGAGUACCAGCGCAAGGCGGCGUUCCUGGCGCUGGCCAUGACGGCCGAGGGCUGCUCGGAGCGCGUGCGCACCAAGCACCUGGCCGCCUGGCUCCAGCACGUCUGUCAGGGCAUCCAGCAUCCAAGCACAGUGGUGCGCAACGCCGCUCUCUUCACGCUCGGACAGUUCGCCGAACACCUCCAGCCGGACAUCAGCAAGUACGCGGCGGAGCUGAUGCCGGUGCUGUACAGCUACCUAGCCUCCAUCACAGCGACGCUGCAGUCAGCUGAAAAAGAUCCACCAGGCUGCGACCGCAUGUUCUACGCGCUGGAGACGUUCUGCGAAACGCUGGGGGAGGAGGUGCUGCCCUACCUGCCGCCGCUGAUGCAGCACCUGCUGCAGCUGCUGCAGCUGCCGGCCGACAAGCACGCGCACGUGCUGGAGCUGGCCAUCAGCGCCAUCGGCGCGCUGGGGAACGCGGCGCGCGAGGGCCUCGUGCCGUACUUCGAGCCGGUGAUGAUGGCGCUGCGCACGUACCUGCUGGCCGAACGCUCCGACGAGAACCAGGAGCUGCAGGUGCAGGCGCUCGAUACGCUGGGCGUGCUGGCCAAGACGCUGGGCGCGGACACGUUCGGACCGCUGUGCGGCGAGUGCAUGGCGCUGGGCAUCUCGCUGGUUGACAAGCACGACGACCCGGACAUGCGGCGCGCCUCCUACGGCCUCUUCGCCUCGGUCAGCACCGUCAUGAAGGAAGGCAUGCUGCCCUUCCUGCCCAAGAUCACCGAGUGGAUGUGCGAGACGCUGGCCAGCAUCGAGGGUGUCACGCUCCAGUUCCGUGACGAGGAGGGCGGCGCGGCGGCUGUGCUCGACCUCUUCGACGACCUCUCGCCCACCGACUCCGAGGAUCUGGACGACACCGCGGACGACGACGACGAAGACGAGGAUGUCACCGGCUACAACGUGGAGAACAGCUACCUGGACGAGAAGGAGGACGCGCUGAACUCGCUGCGCAUCCUGUCGGAGGAGUGCGGCGCCGCCUUCCUGCCGCACCUGGAGAAGUGCUUCGACGAGACGUACAAGCUGCUGAUCCACCCGCAGGACGACAUCCGCAAGGCGGCCGUCGACGCGCUGACGCAGUUUUGCGUGGCGCUCUCGCGCUCGGCGGACACGGCCGACGGCCUGCAGCAGGCGCUGUCCGUGUUCGUGCCGAAGAUGCACGAGCUGGUGAAGACGGACGACGAGGCGAUCGUGGUGAUGUCGGCGCUGGACGGCUACGCCGAGGUGCUCAAGUCGGUGGGCGCGCCCGUGCUGCAGGGCGAGGGUCACCUGGACGCCAUCCUCAACUCGGUCCGUGACGUCAUGUCGUACAAGACCACGUGUCAGGACCAGCGCGAGGACGACGAGGACGACUCGGAGUACGACGAGAUGCUGAUCGAGUACGCUGGCGACGUGGUGCCCAGCCUGGGCCGCGCGCUGCCGACCGAGCGCUUCCUGCAGGUGUUCAUGGACCUGUACCCGGCCCUGCUGCUGAAGACGAAGCGGACCCGCUCCGACUGUGAGCGCUCGUUCAGCGUCGGCUGCCUGGCUGAGUGCCUGGAGUUUCUGGGCGAGCCGGCCGUGCGUCAGCUGUUCCCGCAGCUGCUGGCCGUGUUCCUGCCUGCCGCCGGCGACGCCGAGUCCGACGACGUCCAGAGCAACGCCGUGUUCGGCCUCGGGGAGCUGGCGUGCCGCGCCGGCAGCGAGGUCUCGCGGCCCGAGUACCCGGCCAUGCUGUCGGCGCUCUCCGGCGCGCUCGCCUCCACCAAGAACCAGCGCACGCGCGACAACAUCUGCGGUGCCGUGGCGCGGCUCAUCAUCGCCGACACGGACGCCGUGCCCAUGGACCAGGUGUUCCCCGUGUUCGUCUCGUGCCUGCCGCUGCGCGAGGACUUCGCCGAGAACGAGACGGUGUUCCGGUGCCUGGGUCACCUGUACGGCCGGCGGCACCCGUGCCUGGGCCAGCACAUGGGCGCGCUGGUCAGCUGCGCCGCCACCGUGCACGGCACCAAGCAGGAGAAGGAGGGAGAGACGGCCAGGCUGGUGCGCGAGUUUGUGCUCAGCCUGCGCCGGGACUUCCCCGCCGAGCUGGAGGCGCUGCUGCCCAGCCUGGCGCCAGAGCUGGCGCAGAAGCUGGCGCUCAUCAGCUGAGGCCGCCGCCGGGAGCCGGGACUGGCGCCCGUCGCCUGACACUGGCGCCUGUUGGCCUAGACUGUUGGUUGGCAGCCGAGACUGACGCCCGUCGAGCUAGACUGGCGCCCGUCAGCGGAGACUGGUGCCUGUCUGCUGAGACUGACGCUGGUCAAGUGAGACUGGCGCCUGUUGACCGAGACUGGCGCCCGUCAGCUGGGACUGGCGCCUGUUGACCGAGACUGGCGCCCGUUGACCGAGACUGGCGCCUGUUGACCGAGACUGGCGCCUAUUGACCGAGACUGGCGCCUGUCGACCGAGACUGGCGCCCGUCAGCUGGGACUGGCGCCUGUUGACCGAUCCCACCCAGUCAGCCGGCCGCCGGCCGUCGCCGCCGGGGCCCGUGAUAUUAGAACCAGUCAACAGCUCCAGUAUUUUUGCUACCGGAGGCCGCGUUUCCCAAGCUCCGACAUCGCCUGGGGUGGUGGCAUGCUGGCGCGAGGCUGUCUGUCGCCCUUCUCCCGCGGCGCUGGCUGUUGGGGCGCGCUGGCUGGGGUUUGCUGCCCGUUUUUGAUAGCGUGUUUGAUAGUUUUACAUUUUAUGGCAAUUGGAGCGUGUUGUAAGUUGCCACUAAUAAACGAAACGCAUUGCUGCUG
This is a messenger RNA of Pollicipes pollicipes, 3935 nucleotides long. RefSeq names its product importin-4. Gene Ontology annotation, biological process: protein import into nucleus. The record is from RefSeq and is a predicted model, not a curated record. The transcript has 18 exons. Lineage: Eukaryota; Metazoa; Arthropoda; Thecostraca; Pollicipedomorpha; Pollicipedidae. Bases 64 to 3300 code for a protein of 1078 amino acids. Gene Ontology annotation, molecular function: small GTPase binding.